This is a messenger RNA of Colletotrichum destructivum, 332 nucleotides long. RefSeq lists its product as uncharacterized. The record is from RefSeq and is a predicted model, not a curated record. Bases 1 to 321 code for a protein of 106 amino acids. NCBI's taxonomy places the organism in Eukaryota, Fungi, Ascomycota, Sordariomycetes, Glomerellales, Glomerellaceae. The transcript has a single exon.
AUGAACUCAGUAGUGAACAAUGACCAACGAGACUGUCCCGAGCGAAUCAGAAACAGGUCCAUGGGACUUCGUUUGGCCUUGUGUAAAUCUGAACCUUUGAUCUCUGGACCAGAAAUGGUGUCGACUUCGCCUCGCCCUCUACGGGAGUACUUAACCGCAAUCAUUGACCGCCGCCUGGGCGUCUCGUAUUGCUUGAUGAUGAACGGUCAUGUCAACCCAAAGAAAACACCUCUUUUAAUUCCCUUUCCCGAGUCAGGCCGGCGCCACUCUGGUGUCAAGUCAGCCGCCAGCGUCUCGACUCUCAACUUGGUGUUAAGUUAAUGUCCACAGCU